Messenger RNA from Conger conger (European conger), 2301 nucleotides. It is a transcript of the gene bcs1l, whose product is annotated as mitochondrial chaperone BCS1. The transcript has 8 exons. Gene Ontology annotation, biological process: protein insertion into mitochondrial inner membrane from matrix; mitochondrial respiratory chain complex III assembly. Gene Ontology annotation, cellular component: mitochondrial inner membrane. Lineage: Eukaryota; Metazoa; Chordata; Actinopteri; Anguilliformes; Congridae. The record is from RefSeq and is a predicted model, not a curated record. Bases 455 to 1717 code for a protein of 420 amino acids. Gene Ontology annotation, molecular function: ATP binding; ATP hydrolysis activity.
CGGACACAUUUAGCUGAAGAACAGCGGAAGUUUUUAGAGGUCGCCAUGUGAUUUGUCGGGUGAAAUACCGUUCAGGACUAAUGUCUGUGUUGAAUUCACAGGAUUGGUUGGCGGUCUUAACAAAAUAACAUAUAUAUUUACGUAGCGAAAGUUUCUGGCAAAUAGCUUACUUUCUAGUUAUAUUCUGCUGUAUAACAUAUGUAUAUGCACACAGUAACAACCCUGACAACAUAUAGCUUAAUAGUUAGCCAGGUCAAAACCAGCUAGCUAGCGAUGCUUUUGUCAGACGUGACAUACAUGUUGUUCUUAUGCUCCAGGUGCUUUUGCCUGUGAUGGCUUAGUCUGAGUUCAGCUUGCCAAACCCGUUGAAUGCUCAAUUCAAGUGUAAAAUUCAGGUCCACGAUCAUCUUUUCUAGGCAAAAGGUUUUUGCACCAUUGUGUAACCUUUAAGGCCAUGCCCCUUUCAGAUUUUUUGGGGGCUCUGAAGGAUAACCCCUAUUUUGGGGCUGGCUUUGGGCUGGUGGGGGUUGGCACAGCGCUUGCUUUGGCCAGGAAGGGGGCUCAAGUUGGCAUGAUAUUCUUUCGGCGAAAUUACAUGAUCACUCUGGAGGUCCCCAGCCGGGACAAGAGCUACCAUUGGCUGCUCAGCUGGAUCACCAAACACGCCCGUCACACACAGCACCUGAGUGUGGAGACCUCCUACCUGCAGCAUGAGAGCGGCCGCAUUCAGACCCAGUUCGACUUUCACCCCAGCCCCGGGAACCACAUAAUCUGGUACAAACACAAGUGGAUCCGAGUGGAGAGGACCAGGGAGAAGCAGAUGGUAGACCUCCACACGGGCACGCCGUGGGAGUCUGUCACUUUCACCUCGCUGGGGAGGGACCGCAACGUCUUCUUCAACAUCCUGCAGGAAGCGCGGGAGCUGGCUCUGAAGCAGGAGGAGGGCCGCACGGUGAUGUACACGGCCAUGGGGGCGGAGUGGAGGCCGUUUGGGUUCCCGCGGCGACGGCGGCCCCUCAGUUCGGUGGUGCUGGAUCACGGAGUGGGCGAGAGGAUCGUGGACGACGUGAAGGAGUUCAUCGAACAUCCCAAGUGGUACACAGACCGAGGGAUUCCGUACAGAAGGGGCUACCUGCUUUAUGGCCCCCCGGGCUGUGGAAAGAGCAGCUUCAUAACAGCCCUUGCCGGGGAGCUGGGCUACAGUAUCUGUCUGAUGAGCCUCAGCGACCGCAGUCUGUCUGACGACCGGCUCAACCACCUGCUGAGCGUGGCCCCGCAGCAGAGCCUCAUCCUGCUGGAGGACGUGGACGCAGCCUUCAUCAGCCGAGAGCUGCUGCCCACUGAGAACCCUCUGGCGUACCAGGGCAUGGGGAGGCUGACCUUCAGUGGCCUACUGAACGCGCUGGAUGGGGUGGCGUCCUCAGAAGCCAGGAUCGUCUUCAUGACCACCAACUUCAUCGAGAGGUUGGACCCGGCUCUGAUCCGCCCGGGCCGGGUGGAUGUGAAGCAGUACGUGGGCCACUGCACGUCCUGGCAGCUGGCCCAGAUGUUCCGCAGGUUCUACCCGGACGAGCCCGAGCAGGAGGGGGAGCGGUUCUCCCAGCGCGCCCUGGAGCAGCACCCCGAGCUCAGCGCCGCCCAGGUGCAGGGCCACUUCAUGCUCUUCAAAACGGACGCCGCCGGGUCCAUAAACAACGUGUCACAGAUCAGGGCGUGACGCCGGGACCGCAGCUAGCGCUGGAGACCGCUGCUCUGGACCUAACCGCUGUCAACCAGCAAAGGACUUUAUACAUCCAGUGCCAAUGUGCUCAUUUUCAUAAAAUUAAACACCACUUGGUCAGUAAUAAGUUGCAAAUUGUGCUGGACCUUGUCGUGUAUAAAAUUAGUUUGCUGUGGUUUAUGACCCAUACAAAUGGUUACUGAGGAGUAAAAGCUGUUGUCGUCGGAUGAACAUCGUUUAACCCAGGACUUUUGCUCUGCGAUCCAAAAUGAACGUGACACUGAUUGACCUGGAGACUGAAAUGUUUUUCUGCGCAGGUAAUGGUUUGCAUGUUACACAGACUGGGGAUUAUCUUUCCUGGUUAUUUUUCCUAAAUUUAAUAACCACAAGCAUAUUGCCUGUAUUCGAAAAGGAGUUGGUCUUAACAGCAAUCUCAUUCGUGGUCCAGUAGCUUGCGAUUCUGAUGAUGCUUAUUUUGAAAAAAAAUGUCAGAGUUGCAGUUGUGUCAUUGUGUUUUUUUUUUGUGUACCUGUUUUUCAGGACUAUUUUUGUAUGUGAAAGUAAAUUCCCAAUCAGUGCAA